Molecule: messenger RNA, 339 nt
Organism: Knipowitschia caucasica
Lineage: Eukaryota; Metazoa; Chordata; Actinopteri; Gobiiformes; Gobiidae
Source: the annotation of a GenBank genome assembly
AUGCCAGUCUCCCGCCGCAGGUCUCUUCGUGCUCACGGCUCCGUGGAUGCGCCCGUGUGCACGGGCACGUGCGGGGGGCGCGUGACCGUGUCCUCGUACGUGAGCGUCCCACGCGUUCUCCCUGUACCCGUCACAGGCACGCGCGUAAGCAGGCGUGCCCUCGGCAUCAGCAGCGUCUUUCUGCACGGCACGCGCAGCAGUGGCGUGCCCGUGGUGCCAAAGACAGCCUUCCCCCUCCCUCCUCGUCCCAGCAGCAGCAGUGGCUCCUCCCCCCGUCGUAAUGUGAUUGUUGACCCCAGGACCCCAAAAUGCUGCAGCAGAGCUUGGAUCAGCAGCUGA